Nymphalis io (European peacock) is the source of this 626-nucleotide messenger RNA. RefSeq lists its product as uncharacterized. Bases 131 to 550 code for a protein of 139 amino acids. The record is from RefSeq and is a predicted model, not a curated record. Lineage: Eukaryota; Metazoa; Arthropoda; Insecta; Lepidoptera; Nymphalidae. Gene Ontology annotation, cellular component: nucleus. Gene Ontology annotation, molecular function: DNA binding. Gene Ontology annotation, biological process: DNA replication; DNA recombination; DNA repair. The transcript has a single exon.
AAAUAUUAAUUAACAUUAUUCAAUGCGGAUACCGAUUAGAAUGUUACAAUCAUAAAAAUAACUUUAAUUACUACUGUUAUCAACAAAAAAUAACUAUUAUUUCGUUGUUUUAAUAUUUUAAUAUAUUAAUAUGGGAGAUCGAGACGACUUUGAAGACCAACAAUACCCAGAUAACGACGAAUUCAUACCAUACGUGACAGCCGGUAAUUUAACUCAUCGAAAUGGCGCCAAAGUUAGCCUUUGGGGGAAAGUUACUAAAGUUUCAGCCAGCGAAGGUUUUUAUGUAAAAACAGUUGAUGACCAGGAAAUACUAAUAAAAUUGAAAAAACCAUUGAAUGAACCUUUAGAAGGUUGGUACGAAAUACAUGGUGUAUCGCAAGGUAAAAGUGUUGUUUGCGAAGAAUAUGUGCCAUUCUCUGAAGAAAUGACGAAGAAUAUUGAUAUUGAAGGUCACAAAAACUUGGCUAAAUUGUUAUCAGCACUCGACGAUCCGUGGAACUUAGGUAACGAAGAAUCGGGUGCUAUGCUCGGCGUCACACCAAUGGAAUAACAACUUCUCUAUGUUUGUAAAAAUUGAAGUAAUUGUUAUUUUUAAUAAAUAAAAAAAUAUUUUGUUAAAAUAGUUU